Messenger RNA from Amphiprion ocellaris (clown anemonefish), 5187 nucleotides. Its product is annotated as FA complementation group A. Bases 178 to 4542 code for a protein of 1454 amino acids. The record is from RefSeq and is a predicted model, not a curated record. Lineage: Eukaryota; Metazoa; Chordata; Actinopteri; Pomacentridae. The transcript has 43 exons. Gene Ontology annotation, cellular component: Fanconi anaemia nuclear complex. Gene Ontology annotation, biological process: interstrand cross-link repair.
UCAGAGAGAAGAGCGGGAGGACGCAAAGAUGGAGGAACCAAAACAGAAAAAAACUGCUGCUGAAGCCGCUAAACAGUCAUUUAUUUACCUAUUUACUCUCUAAAACUUUGUAAAUGUAAUAAUUUUUAAAAGCCGAUUUUCUCUCCAUGCGUUUUAAAAGCGUGCAGUGGAAGUAAAAUGUCGCUAAAUGUGUCGUGUACGCCGGUUUCUCAGAAAAGGACUCUGUCGAGCCUCCUCGCUGGUCGUGUGGUGAAGAGGCCGAAGCAGGCAGAUGUUCAGCGGCUGCAGGAGGCGGCGAUCCAGCUGUUGGAGCAGCAGCAGAACCUCAGCAGUCUGUUCAGGGAGGUCGGGAAUCCAGAUCCGUGCAACAUCUUUAGCUCUCAGGAUGGAGAUCAGGAACAGGGAACGUCUGAAGACAUCGUAUCCGACAUCACAGGCUCUCUGCUGGUGGGUGAACUGAGGCGUCAGGCUGAACAUCUGGGGGUCUCAGAGGUGGUUCUACUGGUGAAGAUGGUUCUGGAGAGGCUGAAGGAGAUCACAGAGGAGAGAAAAGAAGACGAGAGGAGGGAGAUGCUCACCGACUCCCAGAGGGUCCGGCUGUUUGUCCUCCUGCGGUCCGCCAGAGAGCUCCUGUCACAAGGAGUGUUCUGUUCCAAACUACUGUGGCAGGAAUACAGCAGAGAUCAGAGUCCACCCAGCCUGGAGGUGGUUUAUCAUCUCCACUUUUACAACAUCCUCACUCUGAAGUACAUCAUAGAGAGCGAUGAAGGUGUGAAGCUGUGGUUGGUUCCUCAGCUGAAGGCUCUUUGUGGCUGGACGCCUCCACAAGAAGAACAAGAGACCAAACUAGUUCAGCAGAAAGUCCUGUCAGCGCUGGUCGGCGUUUUGGUCGGAUCAGGAUUUGAGCGAAGCGACGAUCCGGCGGCUGCGGAACGAAGGAUUUCACCGAUCUGCUGCUCGGUGCUCGACGACAUGCUCUUCUGGCUUCUGGACGCUGUGGACACAAAGCUGCUGUCGCCUGGACCUGGACCUGGACCUGGACCUGGACCUGGAGCUGGACCUGGAGCUGGACCUGGAGCUGGACCUGGAGCUGGACCUGGAGCUGGACCUGGAGCUGGACCUGGAGCUGAGCUGUGGAUUCAGAUAUUCGAUGCUUCCCUGUGUGGAGUUUCAGCCUCAGCAGAAGCCCUCCAGUGUUUCUUCACUCACUCCCUCACCCAGACUCUCACCUACAAGCCUCGACUAACGGUGUCGGACGCCGUCUCUCAGCAGAACCAGUGGAUUUUCUCCAAAGCCGACCGUCUGCUGACGUCUCUGUACAGAAAGCUGGCUGUGAUGUUCAGCGUUGAGCAGCUCCUGAAUCACCUGCAGCAGGUUUUAGAAACUCAUGAGGUCAACUGGAAACAUGUGCUGAGCUUCGUCUCCACGCUGCUGGUUUAUUCCCAGUCCGCCCAGUCCAGCCUCAGAGAUCUGCUGUCCAGGCUGCUGAACUCUGCAUUCGAAGGCUACGACCUGGAAAACAUGAUCACGGCCUUCCUGUUGGCUCGACAGGCUUCACUGGAGGGACCCGGCGUCUUCUCCUCUUACAGCGACUGGUUCAAGAUGUCGUUCGGUGGCGGCAGCAGCUUCCACGCCAACAGUAAGAAGUCUCUGGUGUUCCUGCUGAAGUUCCUGUCAGACCUGGUGCCCUUUGAGCCUCCGCAGUACCUCAAGGUUCACAUCCUUCAUCCUCCGUUCGUUCCUGUGAAACAUCGCAGCCUCCUGAUGGAGUACGUCUCUCUGGCCAAGACCAGGCUGGCCGACCUCAAGGAGUCAGUGGAGGACAUGGGUUUAUACGAGGAUGUUUCUGGUGCUUCAGUGCAGCCUCAGUGUCAGGCCGUCCAGGACAUGGAGAAAGCAGUGACUCUGUUUGAGAGCACAGGAAGGAUCUCAGCUACAGUCAUGGAGGCCAGUAUUUUCCGGAGGUCGUACUUCUUGACUCGGUUCCUUCCUGCUCUGCUGACUCCGAGGCUGCUUCCUGUUAAACCCGAUGCUCGGAUGAGUUUCAUAGAAGCUCUGAAAAAAGCAGAUAAGAUUCCUGCUGCACAGUAUUCAUCCUAUGUAGAGUCCUGCCAGAAACAGAGGCAACAGAACAGAAGUGCAGCGUGUUCGGACACUAAAGACGACCCUCUGGAGGUCCUGGAGGUUCAGCUGCUGGAGUUCACACAGCUGGUUGUUAGUGGAGAUGAAGGAGAGAUGUCGGCUCAGCUGUCCAGAAUCUCUCACACUCUGAGCGUCGUCUUCCCCGGACGUCCUGAUGAUCUGAUCAGACAAACGGUUAUUAAACUCGACGUAGAUGCUCCUCAGUCCUCUGAGCUCCACGUUAAAGUUGUCAACAUGAUCCUGAGGAACUUCUGCCAGUGUGUGUUGGACACCUCCAGAGCAAACCCUCCCAAUAAACAAACCCGGUGGGCCUCCAGGUUCGUCGGCGCUCUGCUCGGUAACUCUCAGCUCCUCUGCUGCCUCGUCCACAGACUCUGGGAGCUUUUUCACAACCAGGCCUCGUCUCUGAGUUCUGCUCAUGUUCUUGGUCUGGCCGUGUUCAUGGUCCACCUUCACGCCUCCACAUCAAACAAUCCUCUGGUUCAGCUUCCUGCUCGGCUGGUGUCAGUUGGAGAAGCUCUCAGCUGGGCUCUGGUCUGCAGCAAAGACGCUAACAUGCUCUUCUGUGUCAGGUUGUGUGUUGCUGCUGUGUGUUACGGGAUCUGCAGGACUGAGUCACUGCCUCAACAGCAGCUGCAGGACUUCAUCCCCAGCAGCAUCUACAAGAAGCUUCUGUACCUGAUUCCCAGACUGCUACCUGAAACCAGGAGAACAGCUGCUGAACAUCUGGAGGAGAACCUGUGGAGCAGCGUCACCGACAGCAGCAGCAGCUGGAGGGAAACAGCUGGACACAUGUGGAGGAACGUCGCCUUCCAACAGCUGCAACAGAAACCAGAGUAUCAGUUGUUGUUCUCAGACUGGCUGGACAACGAGCUCAGAGUCCAGAGAAGUGAAGACGUCCUGAAUGAUGCAGAACGUCAGGAGUAUCAGCAGUGGGUUUGUUUGGAGCUUUAUCUGACUAAACCUGAGGAGGAAGGAGGCUGUGGAGGAGACAUGAAGAAGCUCUGCUCUCAUCUCAUUCAUGGAAUCAUGGAGCUGCAGUUAAGUGAGCAGAAUCUGGAAAAGUUCAAUCCCAGAGUGUCUGAAUCUGCAGGCUGUUUGCCAGAUAUCCUGUCCAGAUUACAGGAGGUUGUGUAUGAGAUGGAGCUGACUGACCUCCGUGGAAGCAGAGCAGAUGUUUGUGACGUCCUGUUCGAGGUGGUGUUUCAGAGAUUCUCCUCCUCGUCUUCACUAAACAUCAGCAGUGAUCUCAGCCUGCAGCGAGCUCUGCACACCUGGAACAGAGUUCUAUUGACUCUACCGGCCGUUCUGUUGGUUAGACUGAAGGCUGAAGGAGGACGGACGACUCUGGACUGCAGCAAACUGAUCCAACACGUGAACCAGCAUCAGAGGCAGCUGUGUUCUCCGGUCGGCCUGCUGUCCUGCUCCAUCACCUCACACCUCCUCAGAGGGCUGCUGUGUGCCAGUUUACGAUGCGGACGUCCAGGAGAAGAGUUCAACAGAACCUGGUCUCAGAUCAGCAUCAACUGUCCUCUGCUGCUCGUCUCCACAGUGUUCCAUUGGCAGCGUCUGUCUGCUGUUCUGUCGUCUUUGUGGCUUCGUCUGACUGAUGGAGAUUCUCUACCGGAGCAGCUGAAGCUCAUCUCUGACUGUCAGAACUGGAGCUGCAGUUUGGAGAAAGGCCAGAUGUUGCAGACGCCUCCAGCUGCUGCUCUUCUGUCGGCCUCCAGCCUGCAUCGAGUCUGGAGACGCUGUGAAGGAAACAACCGCAGCUUCAGAGCAGCUCUGAAUCUACUGCGACCAGAGAGAGACACAAAGUACAAACAGAUGCUGGUUUUCCUGUUCUUCCUGUGUGUGAACGACUACCUGUCAUCACUGCUGCAUCCUCAGGAGAAGAACCAUGAAGAAGUCCGAUGUUUCUGCACUGAGCUCCUGAAUCUGCUGGUCGACUCUCCUGAUUGGCUGCUCAUCUUCAAACCCAACGAUCAAGGUGUUUAUCAGUCGGUUACCAUGGUGACGUCAGAUGAGUUUACUCGGCUGAUGCCCUGGGCUUUCUGCAGUUUGCUGCUCCACCAGAGUCGUGAGCUGCUGCAGGGAGCUCUGAGGUGUCCUGGUUUCCUCCAUACUGCCGUCAUCUGCUACGUCAACGUCCUGCAGCUCUUCCUGGACGGAGAAACUCCUCCGACAACCACAGAGAAGCAGGUGGAGCCUUCUGAGAUCCUGAACCAAAGCAAACAGUUCAUCCUGACGGUGAUUUCACAGUCGUCUCCUGGUGCUCUCUCAUCCACACAACUCAGACAACUGGAGUCUCAGUGUGCAGAUGUGGAUCCAGAUGUGGCAGCAGCUCUGUCGCUUCACCUCGACCCCCAGAGCCUCAGUCCAGAGAUGGACUUCCUGUGACGUCGGACAAACUUGAAUAACGGCAGCAAACUACGACCGAACGGUGGUGCAGCGUGACGUCAAACAACCUAAUCUGUCUUCAGACUGUGACUCCUGGAUGGAUGUAAAACUGAUCUGGUGUCAGUUUUUACCAGAACUCAAACGUGUUUUUCCUCCUGAGAAUUUCACGUUUUGUAUUCAGAUAUUGUCCAAAAUGAGAGAUGUUCAAAAUGACUUAAAGUCGGUUCUGAAUGAUUCAGUCGACAACUUAGAAUUUGGCCAAUUAUUUGCAAGAUUAUUUUAAAAAUGUCAGAAAUUGCAAAAAAUGUUCCAAAUGAUUAAAUGAAAGUCGAAAAGGUCAAAGAAAAACUCCAAAACCACUUGAGAUUAGUGAAAAAUUAUUUAAAAUCUAUCAAAAAAUGUUUUUCAUACUGAAAAUGUCAAAAUUUUGGAUCAUUUUAAAGUCAUUUUAGACUGUUUUUGUGUCAUUCUAGACAUAUCUUCAGUAUUCAUAUUUUCUGAUUAUCAGCUGCUGGAGUCUAGUGGUUUCCAAAUAAUGUUUUUUGAUCUCAGUAAAUCCAGUUAGUGGUGUUCUGUUGUUUGUGUGUACAGCCCAGGUUACUGCGGAAUCUGUAUUAUUAAUAAAUAAAGAUAUUUAUUCAAUUA